This is a messenger RNA of Sphaeramia orbicularis (orbiculate cardinalfish), 1457 nucleotides long. RefSeq names its product keratin, type I cytoskeletal 18. The record is from RefSeq and is a predicted model, not a curated record. The transcript has 9 exons. Lineage: Eukaryota; Metazoa; Chordata; Actinopteri; Kurtiformes; Apogonidae. Gene Ontology annotation, molecular function: structural molecule activity. The coding region runs from base 1 to 1281 and encodes 426 amino acids. Gene Ontology annotation, cellular component: cytoskeleton.
AUGACCUCCAGCAUGUCAAUGAGGAAUUACUCUGUGGCCCGUCAGCCCUCCUUCUCCUGUCGAUCCCUGAUGGACACCAGCCGAGCUCGCUCACGGGCCUCUGUGUCCUUCACUGCCAGCCCACUGACCCGUUCGGCGUCAAUCGGCCAGGACCUCAAUGGACCAAUCAGCCUCCAGCUCAAUGGACUCCAUGGCAACAGCACGAAUGAGAAGGAAGCCAUGCAGAGUCUCAACAACCGCCUGGCAAACUACCUGGACAAGGUGCGCACACUGGAACGCUCCAAUGCAGACCUGGAGAUGAAGAUUAAGCAGGUGAUGCUUGAUCGCAUUCCCAAAGGUCAUGAUCUGGAUUCAAUGAUGGCUCAAGCUCAUGCUGUUGAGCAAGAGGUGAGAAAGAAGACCUUGGAAAAUGCUCGUCUCAUGUUGGAGAUUGAUAAUGCUAAACUGGCUGCAGAUGACUUCAGAAUCAAGUGGGAGACUGAGCUGGUCAUGUGUCAGUCUGUGGAGCGAGACUGUGUGGCUCUGAAAAAGGCCAAAACCGACCAUGAGCAGAUUAUCGCCACUCUAAGGGGAGACUUGGACAGUCUGAAAGAAGAGCUUUACUUCCUCAAGAAAAACCACGAGGAGGAGCUGGAGCAGAUGAAGUCUCGCAUCGCCAGAGAUGAGGUGAAUGUGGAGGUGGACUCGGCCCGUGGACCAGAGCUGGGAACCAUCCUGUCUGACCUGAGAACCCAGUAUGAGGGCAUCGUUAAGAGGAACAAGGAACAGGCUGAGCAGUGGUACCGCAAGAAGCUGGAGACGGUGCAGAAUGAGGUGAAGCAGAGCAACGAGGCUCUGAGAGGAGCCCAGAGCGAGCUGACCGAGAGGCAGCGCUUCCUGCAGACACUGGAGGUGGAGCUGGAGAGUCUGCACAAACAGAUCGCAGCUCUGGAGGGGAACCAGGCCGAGACGGGUCAGAAGUACUCGUCUGAGAUGGAGCGACUGCAGGCCACUCUGAACCAGCUGGAGGAAGACCUCUCCCAGCUCAGACUGGAGAUGCAACGCACCAAGACUGACUACGAGCAGCUCCUCCGCAUCAAACAGAACCUGGAGAUGGAGAUCGCCACCUACAGGCGCCUGCUGGAGGGCGAGGAAACAGUCAAAGAAGUUCCACCUCCACCAAAGAAGGAGCCUGACGUUCGCACCAGGAAGAUCGUGAAGGUGGUGACUCAGACUAUGAUCAACGGUAAAGUGGUGGAUGAGUCCAGCGAGGUGGAGCAGAUAGAGGAGACCAAAAAGUAAAACAAUAAUGAAGGGGAGUCAGAAAUGUAAAGCAGAGAAUAAUGAGUGGAGUAUCUGAAAAAACAGAUGUAGAAAAGAGAAAGAAAUGAAAGAAAUAUUGCUGUUGUAUAUUCAUUCAUUCAUUCAUUUAUUUGUUUUGAGCAGGAGAAAAAAACUAAACUUUUUAUGUAUACAAG